Bacidia gigantensis is the source of this 504-nucleotide messenger RNA. RefSeq lists its product as uncharacterized. Bases 1 to 504 code for a protein of 167 amino acids. NCBI's taxonomy places the organism in Eukaryota, Fungi, Ascomycota, Lecanoromycetes, Lecanorales, Ramalinaceae. The transcript is spliced from 2 exons. The record is from RefSeq and is a predicted model, not a curated record.
AUGCGUUUCUCAACAGUUGUCCUUGCCCUAGCGGCAGCUGUCCCGUCAGUCUUGGCCGCAGCUCCCUUCCCCAUUGGCGGCGAGAUUGCUCAAAUCACUAAUUCCAAUGGAGACGUCAUCAUGUACUAUCAAGGCAGAGACGGCGACAUCCGCCAGCGUGCCGGUAACGGCCCCAUUAUGGCAAAAGACCAAUACAAAAACACCCAAGUUAUUCCGAAAGGCAAGGCAAGGGCCAACACUCCCAUUGCAGCCAUUGCAUAUCAAGGCGAUAUCACAAAUACGCGCAUUUACUUCAUCGACAACAACAACUUUCUCAAUGAGAUUGUUCAGCAGAACGGCAAAGUCACAAACACAUGGAGUUUGGGCUACGGCAAUGUUCAGAACUCCAAGGCAUUGGCGGCUACCACCGACGGCAAGGGGAGAAUCAUGGUUACCUUCGUCCGCACUGAGAAUGAGCUCAGCAUGGCCCACUAUGAGGGAUCGUGGAGCUGGAACGACUACUAG